Molecule: messenger RNA, 5164 nt
Organism: Scomber japonicus (chub mackerel)
Lineage: Eukaryota; Metazoa; Chordata; Actinopteri; Scombriformes; Scombridae
Gene: setd5
Product: SET domain containing 5
Exons: 23
Coding region: 16-4599 (1527 amino acids)
Molecular function (GO): protein binding
Source: RefSeq, a predicted model, not a curated record
GCUGUGCUGGACGUCAUGAGCAUAGUAAUCGCGCUGGGAGUCACCACACCUGAAACGUCUUACUCAGAUAUGGCUGCUGGAUCAGACCCUGAGUCAGUUGAAGCAAGCCCCGCCGUGAAUGAGAAAAACUACAACAACCACAGCUGUGGGAGCGCACAGAGUCAUGGGUAUCGGGGACUACCAUAUGCUAUGCAACAGUCUUCCGUUGUGUGUUGUCAGGAUCACAACUAUGGCGCGCCCCCUCCCCCUACCCCACCCGCCUCCCCGCUCUCCCAAACCAUCAUUCCCCGCAUGGACCUCAACGGCGUGGUACGCAGCUCCCGCUAUCACGACACCGCCGAGGACAACUCCGCCGACAGCGACAGCUCCUCAGAGGAGGACGGGGCCGUGGCCAACUGGUGUCACUGCAGCCUGACGCAGGAUGGCCUGCUCAUCAAAUGUGACAACUGCAGGGGACUGGACAGGAGGAAAGGAGCAGAAGGCCAACACAGGAAAACGGAAAAUGUCUCAGCUGGAGAGAGCAGCGCCACAGAGAGCGGGGAUGAAGAGGUGUCACCCUCCACCAUCUCCUACACCGCCACCCAGCACACGCCCACCAGCAUCAAACUCACAGUCAACCGGGUCAAAAGAAGCAAAUCCAAAAAGAGGAAAAAGAGCACGGAGAAGGCUCGCGGAACGCCGAAGGGCAAGAAAGUCAAGGCGUUCAGAGAGGGUUCUAGGAAAUCUAUGAGGAUGAAGAACUCGACCACAGAGGCCAACGUGCUGGACGAGAACACGGCAGAGGGAUGGGAGAGCAGGAUCCGCCAGUGGACGGACCAGUACGACGAGGCUCUGGCCAACCAGUACAGCGCCGACGUCCUGACGCUGCUCCAGCUCCACCGAGCCGCCAGCACCAACGUCUCCAAGACGGAGGGAGACACGGCGACGCCUCCCGCCACCACGCAGAUCCACGCAUCGCUCGACGCCAUGGAUACCAUCAACCGCACCGAGCUGGCCUGUAACAACACGGUGCUGGGCUCACAGAUGCAGCUGCAGUUGGGCCGGGUCACACGGGUGCAGAAACACAGAAAGAUCCUCCGAGCCGCCAAGAACCUGGAACCAGACACUCUCAUCAUAGAAUAUCGGGGGAAGGUGAUGCUCAAGCAACAGUUUGAGGUCAACGGGCACUUCUUCAAAAAACCCUACCCUUUCGUGCUGUUCUACUCAAAGUUUAACGAUGUAGAGAUGUGUGUCGAUGCUCGGACUUUUGGAAACGAUGCCCGCUUCAUUAGGAGGUCCUGCACACCCAAUGCUGAGGUUCGGCAUAUGAUAGCUGAAGGCAUGAUCCACCUCUGUAUCUACGCUGUCAGUCAAAUCACAAAGGACGCUGAGGUCACCAUUGGAUUUGACUACGAGUUCAAUAGCUGUAUAAACGAUUCCUCUCCUCUCUCAUAUCAACCCACCAGUAAUUACAAAGUGGACUGUGCCUGCCAUAAGGGCAACCAGAACUGCCCUGUGCAGAAACACAACCUGAGCCCCAGGGAGAGCUUGCUGAGCCCCCCCUCCCUGCCACCCCCCUCGCCCCUUGUCGGAGCCGAGACCCGACGGCGGAAGGCCCGCAGGAGAGAGCUGGAGGGCUGCCUGAGCGGGGACGGCAGCCAGACCCUCGACCAGCACCAGGAGGCCAAAGACCUGCAAGGGACCAGUGAUGCAGAGGAGAGACUGCUGGAUGAGAUGAAGGUGGAAGAGGGAGAAGAAGGAGAGGUGGAUGAAAAUGGGGUUGCCAUCUCCAGUAAAAGAACAUUUAAUAGUCUGGAAAGGAGGCGGAGGAGAGUGGGAGGAGCAGAUGUAAAGGAGGAGGGUGUGGAAACUGAGGAGGGGGCAGGAAACCCCGCAGGAAACACCCCAGCACCCCACAACACAGGAGUCGGGGUCAGCACGCGGCGCACCACCUACGUCGUGGAGGCUCCAUCUAUCGAAGAGAAGACCUCACUAACCAACCUGCCUGCCCCAGCCGCUCCGCCUAAACCCGCGCGACCCACCAAGCCCCGGCCCAAAAGUCGAAUCUCUCGCUACCGCUCCAGCUCCUCCCAGCGCGCCCGGCGGCAGCGUCAAGCCCUUGCUCAGCAGGCAGCAGCUGCAGCGGCCGCCGCAGCAGUGGCAGCCACGCCAUCAUCCUCCGAGCAAGGCACCGCUCUGGACGAGGAGGGAUCUCAGGGCCCCUACGGUGCUGAGCUAGGUCACGGGGAGAGCGGGCAGGGACCCAGUCAUCUCCUAGAUGGAGACGGUCACGGUCUAAGCUGCAUCAACAGAGGCAACCUGCGUUACCCCAAAACCAAGAAGUACCUGGUGACAGAGUGGUUAAACGACAAGAUACCCGGAGGGGAGAAGGUCCACCAAGAGUUGCCUGUGGAGCGGCCGCUGCGGAUAACCACUGACCCCACGGUGCUGGCCACCACCCUCAACAUGCUGCCAGGCCUCUCCCACUCAUCGCUCAUCUGCACCGCACCCAGACACUACGUCCGCUUCGGCUCCCCGUUCAACCCCGAGAGACGCCGACCCCGCCCGCUCCAAAUGGACGGCACUUACGGCUGCUUCAAAAAGAGGUGGAUCAAGCAGGUAGAGGAUGAAAGCUACUCAGCCAGUGUGGAGGACGGCACAGAGUCCACCUCCUCCCAGCAAAGUACCAGCAGCAGAUCCACCCCCAACCCACUGUCCAGCGAUCUGAAUGCACCGUUCAAGAAGCGCCGCGCCAAGUACAUGCUGGAGAUGACACCAGCACCUUCAGACCACCUGCUUCGCCCGUUGUCACCCAUCACGCCGCCCCUCCCAGAGGACCCCCUCCACCCGCUGCUCCACAACCCCUGCGGCUCGCUGCUGCCCAACGGCCUGGUGUACUCGCCCAUGCCCUCGCUGCCCGCCAGCCGCUGCAACACGCCGCUGCAAUUUGAAAACAUAUCUUCCCCUGAGGCGUCUCCUGUUCACCGGCCAGAGUCCAUCUCUCCUGAGCCGUGUCUCCAGACAGACUUUGACGUCCCUCGUCCCCAGUUCCCAGACCUGUCGCUCCCCUCCAGCUUGGAGAGCCCCGUGGCCGUCACCUCUGAUGACUUCUCCCUUCCCGGAGUCCCCUCAAGCCACGAUUCCCAGGGCCCCUCAUCCGUAGGGGCCAGCUCCUUAAACCCAGGCGCCACCCCCUCAGACCUAACCCCCCAAAACAGGGAGCAGGCCUUCAGGACAGAGUUCAACCUCAUAUACACCUGCUCACCUCUCAACGCCAACCUGGGGAACCCCAUGGCAACCGACCGCCGCCUCUCCCAAUCGGAGGGAGGCUUCUCCCCGGCGGAGUCCUUCCACAGUUCCAUAAGCGGCCAGGGCCUGCUGGGGGACAUGGGCCCCGGCUCCAUGUCGCCCUACGGUGAGCCUCAUUACGGUGGAGGCUACCCAGAUAGUGGAACACCUCCUCACACCAGCAACCCACCACAAAAAAAGAAGGUGUCAUUGCUGGAGUACAGGAAGAGGAAGCAGGGCAGCGGGCGCGACCCAGAGCCUGCAGGCGCUGGCGGCAGCAGCAGCAGCUCGUCCCUGGGCGGCACUCCCACUCGACCCCUCUCCCACUACAACCAGGAAUCCUCCCAUCACCUCCAUCCCCAUUCCCACCCCCACCACCCCCAGAUGCAGCCGCCAGCCUCCCCGCACAGCUCCUUCUCUUCUACGGCGCAGACCCCCUCCAUACCACAGAUAGAGGAGGUCAGUCCUCCAGACCACCAGGGUUCAGCGGUGCAGUCCAGACGCCCAGAGAGCAACAACCAGUGGAUGGUUCCCACCAGUGUGGAACGUCUAAGGGAAGGUCAGGGGGUUCUGGAGCGGGUGCUCAGAAGCAUCAAGAUGGAGCGAACAUACAAGAGGAGUGACGGCUCUACAGAGAAAGAAUCUGAUGCAGAGCGGUAUGAGAUGCAGACUGUGUCCAUGGCUUCUCCUAUGAAGAGUCCACACAGAUACAGUCCAUCUGUGUACCCACACCAGUCAUCAGAAAGUCACCGGCAGACCGACAGCCCAUCAUUCAUCCAGCAGACCUCCAACUCUCCAUUCCGGGGUUCCUACAGUCCCUCAUCAGGCCAGAACUUCUACCCGCGCCUCCCCUCCUCCCACCCGGGCCUGUCCCAGGACCACCCUCCAUCCUCCUUCCCCAUUCACACCCCCGCCCCCACCUCCUCGUCAGACUCCAGGUCGCCAGCAGCAGCAGCGGCGGGCUCUCUACACCAGCAGAGUGGCAGCAGUAACGUGGACGUAAGCCACGGCUACGGCAGCAGCAGCAGCAGCCACUUAAAAGCCAGCCUUUUGAACAGCGGCGGCCUGGCGGGGACUCCCACCCAGGGACCCAGGGCCCACCCAGGCCAGACUAAAACAGACUCGAGCACCCAGGCCAACAGAGGGAGCCAGCAGCAGGCUUCUCGCAGCCUGAAGUCUGGCAGCCCGGGCCAGGCGGCGCUGCAGGCCAGCUCCAGGCUGCUGUCGGCCUCUGCUCCAACUCACUAUCCACAGAGAGGGACAAGCCUCAGUCAGUUCCAGCACUCCCCUCUGCAGGGGCCGGGAGUAAGGACACAGUCAGGAAGCUUUUAGGACCUUGUUCAAGUAUGUGUGAGCGUGUGUGUGUGUGCGUGUGUGCGUGCGUGCGUGCGUGCGUGCGUGCGUGCGUGCGUGCGUGCGUGCGUGCGUGCGUGUGUGUGCGUGUGUGUGUGUGUGUGUAUGAAGCUGCGUACCUCCUCAAACCCCUAAAACCUGCAGUGAAAUUGGGCUCAGGGGCGUUUCGGGGAGGGAGAAAUGUACAGACCUAAGAGGAGCACGGACUUCUUUACGGAUUUCUCCUUUUUUUCCUUAUUUUUUCUGUCUUUUUUUUCUUUCUUUAUUUUCAGAAAAAAAAACAAAUGACCACAUUCUGCACAAAGCUAAUCAUUGACUCGGGACAUCAUUUAACGGAAUCAAUGGAGAGAGAGAAAAAAAAAACGAUUUGGAUUUACACAUUCUGGAGAAAAAAAAAAAAACAAAGCAAGAAAUCACAUGUAAGUUGAAAUUGUCCCCAGUGUUUCGUCAUGUGCCGGACUGUGCAAACAGGCUCUGUAAUGUGGGAACGUCAAAACUUCCACACCAACGUCUGUACAAAGUUAUAAAAAAAAAGAUAAAAGAA